Molecule: messenger RNA, 1349 nt
Organism: Rattus norvegicus (Norway rat)
Lineage: Eukaryota; Metazoa; Chordata; Mammalia; Rodentia; Muridae
Source: RefSeq, a predicted model, not a curated record
AUCUUCUUGAUCAUCUCCCAGCUUCUCUCACCCUACUCUUGGGUUCAAGAUCUUAGCAACCAUGAAACUUCUUAUCCUCACCUGCCUCGUGGCUGCUGCUCUUGCUCUGCCUAGAGCUCAUCGUAGAAAUGCAGUCAGCAGUCAAACUCAGCAAGAGAAUAGCAGCAGUGAGGAACAGGAAAUUGUUAAACAACCAAAGUAUCUCAGUCUUAAUGAGGAGUUCGUCAACAACCUGAACAGACAGAGAGAGCUUCUGACAGAACAGGAUAAUGAAAUCAAGAUAACUAUGGACUCAUCAGCUGAGGAACAAGCAAUGGCAAGUGCUCAGGAAGAUUCCUCCUCAAGCAGCUCAUCAAGCGAGGAAUCCAAGGAUGCUAUUCCCAGUGCUACUGAGCAGAAAAACAUUGCAAACAAAGAAAUACUCAACCGAUGCACCCUGGAACAGCUUCAGAGACAGAUUAAAUACAGCCAACUUCUCCAGCAAGCUUCACUGGCUCAGCAAGCUUCCCUGGCUCAGCAAGCUUCCUUGGCCCAGCAAGCUCUCCUGGCCCAGCAACCUUCCCUGGCACAGCAAGCUGCCCUGGCACAGCAAGCUUCCCUGGCACAGCAAGCUUCCCUGGCACAGCAAGCUUCCCUGGCACAGAAACAUCAUCCAAGACUGAGCCAGGUCUACUAUCCAAAUAUGGAACAACCUUACAGGAUGAAUGCAUACAGCCAAGUUCAGAUGAGACAUCCUAUGAGUGUAGUGGAUCAGGUAAAGCCUCAUCUUUGUCUUUCCCACAACUCUCCCAAUAUGGCGCCUAUCCCCUUUGGCUUUACUUUCCACAAGACAUGCAGUACCUUACCCCUGAAGCUGUUCUUAACACCUUCAAGCCCAUUGCCCCCAAGGAUGCUGAAAACACCAAUGUGUGGUGAGGUAUUAAGACAACUCUCAGGAACUCCACAGUUAUACCACUUGAUGUGACUGGACCCUCCAUUCUCCAUCCUCUUUAUGUCUCUCCGUCCAUCCUAUGGAGCCUGCGUCUUCCCUAAAAGCUUGACUGCUGUUUUAGAGUAGAAAAAAAUCUCACAUAGAGGGCUACGAUUCAUCUUCAGUUGUCUACUACACAUUAGAUCGCAUAGCACCCUUCCUUAGGCUAACUUUCCCUAGACAGAUUCUUUUUUCUAAAUUCCAGUUACAUCAUCUGAGCAGAGAGAAUCAAGGUUUUUAACAAGUUUCUAUUAUGGAAAAUUUGUUUUAAAAGUCUUUAAAUGGAUUCCUCUGAAAAUGUCAUCAUUUUGGGUAAUUGUGUGCAGUAACUGAGAUCACCUUUCUCCUAUUUUCAAUAAAUCACAUUUUAAGGCACAAA